AUGGCGCACAGCGAUGACGCGUUGGCUCGCGUGAAGGCCAUGGAGAUCGCUUGCGCCUUCAGUCCAUCCGACUUCCAAGAGUACCUUCGCGAAGGUGGGCCCGUGGAGCAUGGGGAGCUUUGCAAAGGCUUCCAGUACAGCGGCAGCUACUGUGGCCGCAACAUCGAGAAGAUCUACCACAAGGCCUUCUCUUCGGGCCGCCUCUGCCUGCGCAAAGCAGUAGACGCACUCUUGGGCGACAAGGUGAAGCAUGUUCUGAUCGUCAGCGGCUUCUUCGUCCUCCAUGACAGGGGUGGGCAGGCUCCCAACGGAUCUCGCGGCUCCUGCGAAACGGACGGGCCAUUAGGUGCGCUGGCGAUCCUCCGUGCACUGGCUAAGCGAGGCGUGCGAGCUUCGCUUUUCUGCGACGAGCACAACGGCCCGGUGCUGAAGAAAGCCUACGAUUCGAUGAUGGCGCACUACGCCGACUUCGACGCAGAAACGCACGAAUUGCUGCAGAAGUUCAGCUGCUGCCUUCCCGCCAUCGGGGACUCCCCGGCGGGCGCGACUGCUGCCAUGCUGGAGAUGUAUCGCGAGAAGGCCUAUGGCGGUGGCUCUUGUACCGCACUACAGGACCGCUGGACCUUGCUUGCCCAUCGCCUCGGCGAUGUGCUCGAGACCGAAGUGGACGCGCUCGUGGCUCUGGAGCGGUUGGGCGCACCGUACCGCAACAUCAGAGGUGUCGACAUAGGCACGGACACGGAGCCAAUCGACUUCCUCUUCCCCUUUCUCGAUUGGGAUGGGCUCGGCGACGAGGAGAUUCGCCAUCGCGUGCGCAGCUACGCUGCGGAGAACAAGUACAAACCCGACGUCUGGGAGAAGCUCUGCCGGAUCGCCAAAGUGAACCCCAAAGCUGUGUCGCUUGGCAUUGGCGAUGGUGGCAACGAGGUCGGCAUGGGCGUGGUGGUUGCAAUCCCAGGCGUUCCGCAGCUUUCUCCGGGUGAUGAGUUUGCCGCGCUCUCCAGGAAUGGAUGCUAUCGCGCCUGCGAUCACCUCAUCCUUGGUACGGUGAGCAAUUGGGCAGGCUCUGCCUUCGAAUCAGCAGCAGAUGUCCUCUACCCGCUGGUGCCCAAGGACUCGAGAGGAGGCAGCUGGACACCUGCAGACCUGGAGGAGAAGAUCCUUCGAAGUAUCAUGGUACAGGGCUGA
Symbiodinium sp. CCMP2592 is the source of this 1188-nucleotide messenger RNA. Lineage: Eukaryota; Dinophyceae; Suessiales; Symbiodiniaceae. The record is from the annotation of a GenBank genome assembly.